AUGUACUUUAGGAGAAUAAGAUGCAACAGAGAUCGGACAUGGGCUUUGGUGUUGCAGCCGUCAAAAUAUUUGUUUAGGCCAAGAUUCUCUGAUCAUCAAUACUUUCAAUCUUUGUCCCCUAAGACGACGACUGUGGAAGAAUAUGCUUCGCAUGCCCGGAACAUCAGAAAACAUCUUUUAGGUUCAUAUUCAUGUAGACAUAAUUUAUCUAGGAAUAGUUUUGCUGCUCUGGACAGAAGGGCUAGUUUAAGUCUUAGCAGUAAUCAGUUACGUGACUAUAGUUCUGAAAGUGAUGGGAGAAAUGCUAGUGAGGAUAAACAUGUACAUGUUAAUGAUGGGACCAACUUUGAUAAAGGACAGAAUCAACAAGAGAAGUUUGGGAAAGAUGUCAAGUACUGCAAUGCACAUGCCCGGCUUGGAGAACAGGAACAAGAGGAAUGGCUUAAUAAUGAGAGGCUAACUAUAGAAAUUAAAAGGAGAGAAUCACCAUUUUUGACAAGGCGGGAUAAUGAGAAUACCAAAAAUCUUCUGGUGGAAUGUGCUACUUCCCAUUUGAGACAUAAUAAGUUUGCUUCGACUUUUGGUACUCGGCUCUCAUCUUCAAGUGGGAGAAUAUUGCUUCAGAGCAUUCCUGGCACUGAGCUGUAUCGUGAGAGAUUGGUUAGAGCUCUUGCACAGGAUUUACAAGUUCCUCUUUUAGUCCUUGAUAGCAGCAUUCUUGCUCCUUAUGAUAUUGAUGAUGAUGAUUUAUCAUCGGACUAUGAGUCUGAUGAUGAUAAUGCUGAGUCUGGGGAGGAUGGUUCUUUGGAAUCAGAGAAUGAGGACCAUAAUGAAGCUAGCAACGAAGAAGAGUGGGCUAGUAGUACAGAGGCAAAGUCAGAUGCAAGUGACAAUGAAGAUGCAGUAGCGUCCGCUGAAGCACACCUUAAGAAGGUUAAAGCAGCUGUUCUUCGGAAACUUGUCCCCUACAAUGUUGAAGAAUUUGAAAAGAUAGUGGCUGGAGAAUCUGAGAGUUCUGAGAGUUCUGAGUCCUCCAAGCCCAAUUCUAAUGAUGCCAAAUCUUCUGAUAAAUCUGGAUGUCAGCUAAAAAAAGGUGAUCGUGUAAAGUACAUUGGGCCAUCUGUUCAAGUUACUGAUGAGGAUAGGAUUAUACUGGGGAAGAUACCAACUUCUGAUGGUCCAACUAAUGCUUAUACUAUAAUACAUGGCAGGUGGGUUGUUAAGGACAUUGAGAAUGAUCUUGAUACUCAAUCACAGGAUUGCUACAUUGCAGUGGAGGCUUUAUGUGAGGUUUUGCGUAGAAAAAAGCCACUUAUCGUCUAUUUUCCUGACAGUUCACAUUGGUUACAUAAAUCAGUUCCUAAGUCAAACCGAAAUGAGUUUUUUCAUAAGGUUGAGGAAAUGUUUGAUCAGUUAUCUGGCCCUAUAGUAUUGAUUUGUGGGCAAAACAAAAUUCAGUCAGGAUCAAAGGAGAAAGAACAAUUUACAAUGAUACUUCCAAACUUUGGACGUGUUGCUAAGCUGAUAUUUUCUAAUGAUAUAGAUGGGCAGGUUAGUGCACUUGGGACAUUGUGGAAAUCAUCAAAUGAUUUUACCCAACCCAUCAUUGAAUUAUUUUUGAUAACUUUACAGCCUCUUUCUCUGAAGCGUUGGACUGAGGGAAUUAAAGGGAACAAGACAUCAGAAGAUGAUGAAAUUAACAAGCUCUUUUCUAAUGUUCUGAGUAUAGAUCCACCCAAGGAUGAGAAUCAGCUGGCAACAUUCAAGAAACAACUUGAGGAAGAUAAGAAAAUUGUGACUUUACGUAGUAAUUUGAAUGUAUUACGGAAGGUUCUCGAAGAGCAUCAGCUAUCAUGCAUGGACCUUUUGCAUGUAAAUACUGAUGGCAUCAUUUUGACGAAGCACAAAGCUGAAAAAGUGGUAGGCUGGGCAAAAAAUCAUUACUUGUCGUCAUGCUUGCUUCCCUCUGUUAAAGGAGAAAGAUUAUGCCUACCUAGUGAAAGUCUUGAAAUUGCAGUCUCAAGAUUGAUGGGCCAUGAAACAAUGUCACGAAAGCCUACUCAGAGCCUCAAGAACCUUGCAAAGGAUGAGUUUGAGAGCAAUUUCAUUUCAUCUGUAGUACCUCCUGGUGAAAUUGGGGUGAAGUUUGAUGACAUAGGUGCUCUGGAAGAUGUGAAAAAGGCACUUAAUGAACUUGUUAUUCUUCCAAUGAGAAGGCCAGAGCUUUUCUCUCGUGGAAAUCUGUUACGGCCCUGUAAAGGAAUAUUACUCUUUGGUCCUCCUGGCACCGGAAAAACCCUUCUGGCCAAAGCACUUGCAACUGAAGCUGGUGCAAAUUUUAUCAGCAUAACUGGUUCGACCCUUACUUCAAAGUGGUUUGGAGAUGCUGAAAAAUUGACCAAAGCACUUUUCUCAUUUGCCAGCAAGCUUGCACCUGUCAUUAUAUUUGUUGAUGAAGUUGACAGUUUACUUGGUGCUAGAGGUGGUGCUUUUGAGCACGAAGCCACUCGAAGAAUGAGGAAUGAAUUCAUGGCAGCCUGGGAUGGAUUGAGGUCAAAAGAAAACCAACGAAUCCUUAUCCUUGGUGCGACAAAUCGGCCAUUUGACCUUGAUGAUGCUGUUAUUCGUCGUUUACCAAGAAGGAUAUAUGUUGAUUUACCAGAUGCGGAAAAUAGAAUGAAGAUUUUGAGCAUCUUUCUUGCACAAGAAAAUUUGGAUUCUGAAUUUCAAUUUGACAAACUUGCUAACUUGACUGAUGGAUACUCGGGCAGUGAUUUGAAGUCCAGCAUAGUCAACCUCUGUAUUGCUGCAGCUUAUAGACCUGUUCAAGAACUUUUAGAGGAAGAAAAGAAGCUGUAUCUCACCGACGAAAACAUCAUAUGCCUAAAGAAGUUUGACUUCGAGGGAGCCGAUAACGGUACAACUUCAGUAUUAAGGCCUCUUAAUUUGGAUGAUUUUGUUCAGUCAAAAUCCAAGGUGGGUCCAUCAGUUGCGUAUCAUGCAACAAGCAUGACUGAGUUGAGGAAGUGGAACGAAAUGUAUGGAGAAGGUGGUAGUAGGACAAAAUCACCAUUUGGAUUUGGUAGCUGA
Messenger RNA from Sphenostylis stenocarpa, 3090 nucleotides. NCBI's taxonomy places the organism in Eukaryota, Viridiplantae, Streptophyta, Magnoliopsida, Fabales, Fabaceae. The record is from the annotation of a GenBank genome assembly.